This is a messenger RNA of Thunnus maccoyii (southern bluefin tuna), 8311 nucleotides long. RefSeq names its product tripeptidyl peptidase 2 (gene tpp2). Bases 3 to 3974 code for a protein of 1323 amino acids. Gene Ontology annotation, cellular component: cytosol. Gene Ontology annotation, molecular function: serine-type endopeptidase activity; tripeptidyl-peptidase activity. Lineage: Eukaryota; Metazoa; Chordata; Actinopteri; Scombriformes; Scombridae. Gene Ontology annotation, biological process: proteolysis. The transcript is spliced from 29 exons. The record is from RefSeq and is a predicted model, not a curated record.
ACAUGAGAAAUGUGGCUGGACAGGAGCACCGCACUGCCCCUUUAAACCACAGCUCUCCUCCCCGUCUCUCCCACCGUGUUGCUCUCUUCUUCUUCCCCAUUUCGCUGCUUUGUUUUCAUUGUCGCUCUUUGAUCAUGGCUGCUCAUUCUACCGAAGAACCUUUCCCCUUUCAGGGGCUGCUCCCCAAAAAAGAAACCGGCGCCACGUCUUUUCUCACCAGGUUCCCCGAGUACGAUGGUCGAGGGGUGGUCAUCGCUAUCCUGGACACCGGCGUGGAUCCCGGGGCCCCCGGCAUGCAGAUCACAACCGAGGGGAAGCCAAAGAUCGUCGACAUCAUCGACACGACAGGUAGCGGUGACGUGAACAUGACCACAGUGGCGGAACCUAAAGAUGGGACGAUCGCCGGCCUCUCUGGCAGAACACUUAAGAUCCCUCCUGCCUGGGUCAAUCCAUCAGGGAAGUAUCGCAUUGGAGUUAAAAAUGGCUAUGAGUUCUUCCCCAAGGCUCUUAAAGAAAGAAUACAGAAAGAGCGAAAGGAAAAGGUGUGGGACCCACCACACAGAGCAGCACUCGCUGAGGUCUCUCGCCGGACAGAAGAAUUUGACCUCUCACACCCAACACCCUCACAGAUAGAGAAGUUGCAGAAGGAAGAGCUGCAGAGUCAGUCAGAGCUGCUAGCAUCUCUAGAAAAGAAGUACAGUGAUCCCGGUCCUGUAUAUGACUGUGUGCUUUGGCACGACGGCGUCACAUGGAAGGCUGUAAUUGACACUUCUGAGUGUGGAGAGCUGUCCCAGUGCACUGUGCUGAGCUCCUACAGAGAAUCACAAGAGUAUGCCACGUUAGGAAAUGCCGAGAUGCUGAACUACUCUGUUAAUAUUUAUGAUGAGGGAAACACACUCUGCAUCGUCACCAGUGGAGGGGCUCAUGGGACACACGUGGCAAGCAUUGCAGCAGGUUACUUCCCAGAGGAACCGGAGCGCAAUGGUGUUGCCCCUGGUGCCCAAAUCCUGGCCCUGAAAAUUGGAGACACCCGCCUCAGCACCAUGGAAACGGGCACAGGGCUCAUCCGCGCGAUGAUUGAAGUAAUCAACUACAAGUGUGACCUAGUUAACUACAGCUACGGGGAAGCCACCCACUGGCCCAAUUCAGGGAGGAUUUGUGAGGUGAUCACAGAGGCGGUGCAGAAGCACAAUGUGAUAUUUGUUUCAAGCGCAGGAAACAACGGCCCUUGCCUCUCCACAGUCGGCUGCCCUGGAGGAACCACCAGCAGUGUCAUAGGUGUUGGAGCCUAUGUGACCCCAGACAUGAUGGUGGCUGAGUAUUCCCUGAGGGAGAAGCUGCCUCCCAACCAGUACACCUGGUCGUCCAGGGGCCCCAGUACAGAUGGGGCUCUGGGGGUCAGCAUCAGUGCCCCCGGUGGUGCCAUUGCAUCUGUACCCAACUGGACUCUCCGUGGUACCCAGCUGAUGAAUGGCACAUCCAUGUCAUCUCCAAAUGCCUGCGGAGGCAUCGCGCUAAUCCUUUCAGGACUGAAACAGACUGGGAUACGUCCCUCUGUUCCUGCGGUGAGGAGAGCGCUAGAAAACACAGCUCUGAAGGUUGAGGACAUCGAGGUAUUUGCACAGGGCCAUGGAAUAAUCCAGGUGGACAAGGCAUUAGACUACCUCACUCAACACGCUUCUCUACCCACAAGCCACCUCGGCUUCUCAGUAACUGUGGGAACGCAGAGAGGCAUCUACCUCAGGGACCCAGCCCAAGUUCUUUCUCCCUCAGAUCACGGAGUAGGAAUCGAACCCAUCUUCCCAGAAAACACCGGAAACUCUGAGAGAAUCUCCUUACAGCUACACUUGGCCCUCACAUGUAGUUCCCCAUGGGUCCAGUGCCCCUCCCAUUUAGAGCUGAUGAACCAGUGUCGUCACGUCAAUGUCCGCAUUGAUCCGAUGGGACUGAGAGAGGGAGUGCACUACACAGAGGUGUGCGGAUACGAUACAGCAGCACCUGGCAGUGGCCCCCUGUUCAGAGUUCCCAUCACAGUUAUUAUCCCAGCCAAAGUGACAGAUAGUCGUAAUCAGGAGGUGUGUUUCACAGACGUCCACUUCAGACCGGGGCAGAUCAAACGCCACUUCAUCACUGUUCCUCAGGGAGCCUCCUGGGCAGAGAUCACACUGACUUCUCAAUCGGGAGAUGUGUCGUCAAAGUUUGUUCUCCAUGCGGUGCACCUGGUCAAACAGAGAGCGUACAGAGCUAAUGAAUUCUAUAAGUUCUCUUCACUUUUGGAAAGAGGCUCACUCACCGAAGCGUUCCCUGUGCUGUCAGGUAGAAUAGUUGAGUUCUGCAUCGCGCGCUGGUGGGCGAGUCUGGGUGACGUCACGGUGGAUUACAGCAUCUCGUUCCACGGACUCAACACUUCUCCUUCACCCCUGCACAUUCAUGCCUCAGAAGGAGUGACGAGUUUCGAUGUGUCAUCGCCUCUGAGAUACGAGGAGGUGUCCCCCGCUAUCACCCUCAAGUCGUGGGUUCAGCCACUCCGGCCCUUAAGUUCUAAAAUAAAAGCCUUGGGAAUGAGGGAUGUUCUCCCCAACAACAGACAACUCUACGAGAUUGUUCUCACCUACAGCUUUCAUCAGCCUAAGAGUGGAGAGGUUACUCCUAGCUGUCCCUUGCUGUGUGAGCUGCUGUACGAGUCUGAGUUUGACAGUCAGCUCUGGAUGCUGUUUGAUCAGAACAAGAGACUACUGGGCGCAGGGGACGCCUACCCACACCAGUAUUCUCUUAAACUGGAAAAGGGUGACUACACCUUGCGUCUGCAAGUGCGCCACGAGCAGUCCAGCGAGCUGGAGCGCCUCAAGGACCUGCCGUUCGUGGUUUCCCAUCGUCUGUCCACCACCCUCAGUCUAGAUGUCUACGAGACGCACCGUGCAGCCCUCCUGGCCAAGAAGAAGGCGAACUCUGUCACUUUGUCCCCAGGUGCCACGCAUCACUUCUACGUCUCAGCCCUGCCAGAUGACAAAAUCCCAAAAGGGACGAGUCCAGGAUGCUAUCUUUCUGGGUCUAUCGUUGUUCCCAAGAGCGAGUAUGGCAAGAAAGCAGGGCAGGCCUCUGCAAAACGACAAGGAAAGUUUAAAAAGGACAUCGUUCCAGUCAUCUACCACUUAAUUCCCGCACCCAACAAAACAAAGAAUGGAGGGAAGGAGAAGGAGAAGGACAAAGACGGAGACAAAGAGAAAGAUGUGAAGGAGGAGUUUGCAGAAGCCAUGAGAGACUUAAAGAUUCAGUGGAUGACAAAGCUGGACACCAAUUCACUUUAUGAUGAACUUAAGGAAAACUAUUCAGAUUACUUACCCCUGCAUGUGCAAAGACUGCACCAGCUGGACUCUGAAAAGGAGCGUGUAAAACGUCUGAGGGAGGUGGUAUCAGCAGCCGACAUCGUCAUCUCCCACAUCGACCAGACGGCCUUGGCUGUUUACUUUACCAUGAAGACAGACCCUCGACCGGAUGCUGCUUCUAUCAAGACCGACAUGGAGAAGCAGAAGUCGUCUCUGCUGGACGCUCUAUGUAGGAAGGGCUGCGCUCUGGCUGACCAGCUCCUGCUGCCCCUCACGCCUCAGGACGGCACUGGCGCUGUCGCCACGGGACAAGCUGCAGCAGAGGAUGUUGGUGAACAGGUGGCCAGCAGCUCUGAUGACAGCCUGCAUGACGUGGCUAAAGCCCUGACAGACACAUUUUGGGAGGUGCAGAAGUGGGCGGAGCUGACCGACUCCAAGGUGUUGAUGUUUUCAUACAAACAUGCUCUGGUGAACAAGAUGUACGGCCGAGCCUUAAAAUACGCCUCAAAGAUGGUGGAGGAGAAGCCCAGCAAAGAGAACAUGAAGAAUUGCAUCCAGCUCAUGCGACACCUCAGAUGGACGCACUGCGCCACCUUCAGUGAGAACUGGCUCCCUGUCAUGUACCCUGCAGACUACACACCAUUCUAGACACACACACACACACACCACACACACUCAUGCACGAGCAGCAUGGCCAUACAUACAUGAUCCAUUACACAGUAACUCCAAUAUCACGCCCCUCAGGGUCACAUGGUCUAUGCAUCUGACCAACCAGCUGCUUCCUGAGAAUAUUUUCUUUCUUUUUAAAUUCAGUUGUAGGUGAACGCCAAAAUGAGGGACAACACUGAGUGUAAAUGGUUUGAUGAAUUAUAAGGCUGGUCAUUGGAAUGCCACCAACAGCAAAAGCUCAGCUUAACUUUUUUUAAAUUUAUAGUAAAAACUCUUGAUACUGUCACUCAGUCUUAUCUUAGUUGGGUGUUUUUUCUUUAUUUUGGUGUCAUCUACACAUUUAGGAGUCUUUUUACAUCAACCCAUUCGCAGCUGUCUAAACUCCAUAUCAUAUAAGUAACCUCGUUCUCUCGUGUAUAUACUGUACAAGGGCCAGUAUGGACACCACGGAUGCAUCACAAGUCUUUUAAAAAAAAAUAACUGUGACUCCAUCUAGUCACCUUCAACACACAGAAAAACUCAAACUGGCCAUUAUGAUACUUCAGUGAGAAGAAAGGAGGACUCGCUGCUGCACGAUGUUCGGACAUACGAGGGCACGCAGAGUCUGCCUGAUUCCUGAACUAAAAGGGAGGCUUGGGUAGAACUUAAAGAUAUUUUUUUGUUUGUUUGUUUUCUGAUCGGUUGUUUCAGUCAGGCCGUGCUGUAAAGUUUAAUGUUUAGUCUCGUCUGUCUUUUUAGGCUCCGACACACAACUCGAGUACACAAUCUCAGAACACAAAAACAGUUGAGGUGCCUUUCUACAUGUACCUUACCAUUUCUGACAGGAAGAAGAAGAAGAAGAAGAAGAAAAAGCGGUGUGACGGUUUUGACCACCGGAAGCUGCAGAAUCAGUAGCGCUUUUUUAACAUCAGUCAACACCCAGCCGCUUGCAGUCAUUUCACCCAUCAGCCUUUGGUGUCAAAUGUGGGUUUAAAAGCUCGUAUCAGCAGUAUGAUGUGUCUGUGCACUGUAUGCAGGCCGUCAGUGACUUGUCAGGUAAAGGAAAAGCCACAACCACACUUUCUCAACUUCCACCUGCCUCUAGAGGUGUUGCCACCCGCUCCAUACAGCUGAGUGACCCAAGCCGCACAUUUGACGACCAUCCGACAGACCUCACUAACACAACAGAUGCAGCUGCGUUCAGUUGUGAGCAGCAGUAGGAUGUUUCUAUGUAAAAUGUUCACACAGUAUUAGAGACGUUGCUCUGCAGCAUUCAAAAUGUUGCACUUGUACACAGUGUCAUAAAAUAAUGUACAUACACACAUAACAUAAAAAAAUAUUAAAAUGCAAUAGGUAUAUAAUACAAAUAUUAUUCUAAUUGAUGUAUUUUGCAUAUAUGCAUGUCUUUUAGGAUGUAAGGAAAAAGAAUAGUUUUAUUUGGAAGCAGAUUUUUAGUUUGUUCCAAUUUAAAAGAUUUUUAAUCCCAAACAAGAUUUUCAAGUUAUUUUCAUGAGUGUGUUUGUGAAUGACUUGGUGUGUAUUUGUGGGCACAUUUUGUUUACAUGAACAUUUUCUCCCAACUGAACUGAAAUGAUAAAUGAAAAGCCAUUUUGAGAGGGUAGAACAUGAGUGAUUCCCCCCUCCCUUAUUUACUUUAACAGAUCAUACCAGUAGAUUUGCAUGUUUUAUCUGAUUAACUACAAAUUGCAUGUAUUUGAAAUCACAGCUGACCAUUUUGCAAUUUUUUUUAUUUUUUUUUUUAGAUUUUUUACGUAUUUUUCUAUUGGUUUCAUUCAUUUCUUUACAAUUGGAUAAUAUUAACAGACUUUUGUUUAUACAACACAAUGUAUACAAUAAAUGUGUCAAUGCAGUUACAUUGCAGAUUGACUUGAAAAGUCAUCACUGCUGUGAUCUUUACACUGCAAAGAUCAUGUAACUCUGACUUCAUUUAACUUUGAUAGAUAACUCAAGCACAUUUCAAGAGCCUGACGUUUGUUUUUCAUGCCAUACAGAAAUUAAUAGAAACCAAUCUGUGUGGAACUGUAGGAAGAAAUGCAUCUGGAAAAUACAAAACCACCUAGCAUGUAUUUGUAAAUGCUCAGCUAAAGUGUGAAAAUACAUGAUUUUUAGUUAACCAGCAAAAACUUGUAAAACACUGGUAUGGUCCUUAAACAUAUCUCACCCGAAUUAUGUAACGUGUCUGCUAUAUAUUCAAGUUUUAUCAUUUACAUAAGUGAUUCUCCGCCUUUUUUGGCUCAUAAUUCUGUAAAAAUAAAACUUGUGAUUUUCUGUCAAGUCUGCAGAAUUACCAGUUUAAACAAAGAAUGAUUUUACUGUGAGAAGUUAAUGUGAUGAUAGUUUUAAAAAAAUUUGAUGUCAUAACAAUAUUGAUAGAAGAAGAAAAUUGAUUUGCCCUCAAAUGGUUCCAACCACAGGGCCCCUGGUGGUCAAGAGGUUAAGAUGCUGUCCAUGAAUAGCAACGUCCUCAGUUGCAUCGAACCGGGGCAAGUAGGUCUAUCUGCGGACUCACAGUACUCUACAUGACGCACCCACUUUACUACAUGACACACCCACUUGGUUAGGUUUAGGCAUGAGGAGGGGGGUGGUUAGUGUUGGGCUGGAGAUAUACUUGCUUUUAACUCAAGCCCCUAGGAACAGCACUGGGCUUUGACGCCAGUUUGACAUAGUGGCCAAACUUUCAUGUGAAAGAGACGUGUAAAUAAGUGGAUACGUUUUUUUUUUUGAGUGUCACAACCCCCUGAAAUGACUCAUUUUAACAUCCAUUCCAUCCGAUCACAUUUCGAAAGUCGAGAAGAGUCACAUGAUGGAAUCGUUUUAUCCCCAUUCAAGUUAGCCAAAGGGCUAAACCAGAAGUUAGUGGUCUCGGCUGGCAGGGGUCAGUAGGCAUGUCAGCAGCAACAACAAUGGUGGAAAGUUUUGAAAACAAGUUAAUAGACCAAGUCCACAAUUAGCUGCAUAUGUUCGAUGUGUCGUCGCCGCUACAGAUUAUAUAUAAAUAUGCUUGUUAGAAUAGUUGGCGUGAGAGCAGUACCAUUUUAGAAGUUGACGUGGAAACCUGCAAAAAUAAAUGGAAACGAGUCCAAGACUGUUCCGACAAAAUGGUAACCUCCUCUAGUUUCGCCAUGUUUAUUGUUUUAAAUCAUGCAAAUCCAGAAGUUCUGUUUAUAUCCUUAAUUCUUUGUUGUGCCCUCUAGUGGAAUCCUCCAGUACAAGUACAUAGGCAAGUAUAUGUGAACAAUUCUGUUCACGACUCAGCCGGUUGUCUACAUGUGGUUAAAAAGCAAGUAUAUCUCCAGCCUUAGGGUAAGAACAUCCGAGAAAGGGGGGUUGAUGGGAUUGUGUAGUGAAGUGAGUGUGUUGUCUUAAGUCUGCAAAGACUUACAAUGAGACCCUUCUCAGCUGGUGAGCUUUGCUGCAUGUCAUUGCUCAUCUCUCUCUCCCUUCUUUUCCUAUAGUAAAGCCAUAAAAAGCUCCAAAAAAUAAUUAUACUAAAAAAAAAAGAUCCCAGCAACUCAGUUUGAGAACCAGUGGUUUAAAUAAAAUGGCUGUAAAAUUUGGUUUUGCCCCUCCCUGAUGUGGAAGGUGUGAGAUUAGGAAUGUAAAAACAGUUGCUCUAAGCCAAGGCCUUUCACCCUCAUGGGAGUAAAGAAUCUUUUCUGGGAUGACUGUACACACACAGCCAAUCAGUGGUGACAACUCAUGUUUACCCAGGGGUAAGAACACCUUGUGUUUCUGUUUUUAGCAGUAACUUGUAUGCACUUUCUGCAGUGGCCUCAGCACAGGCGUCUCCAAGUGCACAGCGGUUUACUGGAGUCAGUUUGCAAAGUUCGGUCACCUACAGUAAUCUUUUUCACUUCUUGCAUCUUUUGUGUUCCUGGUCCUUUUUCUCCGUCCUGUGUUUGGGUCUUGGUUCAGACAGACGUUAAUGUUCAGGGCUCAGCUGUCUACAGUACGCGUUGCCAAUGACAGUCUCUCCGAAAAUGGCCUUAACUUUCACCACAGGACUGUAAACCGUCCAUUUCUGGCACCAAACAGAAAUCUCAUAUCUGUUGCUCUCACUCUGCUGGUGUCAGAAACGACUUGCUUCUUCUGGAUGUUGAGUGUUUAUAUUUAUAGUCAUAAAAUCUAGUAAAUGCCAAUAUUUUACAGAAUGUUAUGAGAUAAGGUUGUAUGCUCUUAGUAUUAUUUUAUACCCCAUUCUUCCUCGAUGAUGUGUGGAAAAGACCUGAGCUACUGUCACUCUGUUUUGUGGUCACAUGGAAUUAAGUCACAAACAAGGAAAACGACACUGAAUAAACAUGAUUUGGAAGAACUGA